Messenger RNA from Diatraea saccharalis (sugarcane borer), 657 nucleotides. The record is from the annotation of a GenBank genome assembly. Lineage: Eukaryota; Metazoa; Arthropoda; Insecta; Lepidoptera; Crambidae.
AUGGGCGCGUCCGGCGUCUCGGACGAGUACACGCCGCCGCGUCUCUCGCGGCUCCUGCACGCGUUGCCCCACAUCAACGUGACGCUGCAUCGCGUCAACGACACCUUCGCGCCAGACUCGCCCAUCUAUCUAGAGAGUUUGGGUAUUCUCGCAUCGAUUCCCGGUGCGUGGUUGAUCCUGACGUUAUUGGUGCUGCUCAUAUACCUUCUGACGAGAUGCUGCGACAGAAAACCAAGAGCACCCAGGAGUAUUACAGCGCUGAAGAUAACCCUGAUGAUCCUAUCUGUGCUGUGUUGUGGUGCUAUUGGCGUGGGCCUGUUCGGCAACGACGACCUUCACAACGCUAUGCUGCAGAGUAUACAGGCGGGUAACCAGCUCGCCGCGCUAGUCAACACUGUCAAAAACCAGUCGAACAUCUUAGAAGAAGCUAUGGGUUCACGUGCUCGAGCUCCAUUAGCGCGAUUAGCGGAUGCGCUAGACGCGCCUAUAGCGAAUCAAACUGCACUAGGCACGCUCCUUCGAGCUCUUUCCGCUUUAAGAAACAAUGCAAGUGCAGCUGCCUCUGCGGCUGAUAAUCUUAGAAGGCCGCUGGCAACGCUCAAUUUGGACGCUUUUAUGAAAGUAUGUUUAUGCAUUAAUAAUUCUCCAUAUUUCUAA